Molecule: messenger RNA, 4602 nt
Organism: Mesocricetus auratus (golden hamster)
Lineage: Eukaryota; Metazoa; Chordata; Mammalia; Rodentia; Cricetidae
Gene: Acss3
Product: acyl-CoA synthetase short chain family member 3
Exons: 16
Coding region: 85-2133 (682 amino acids)
Source: RefSeq, a predicted model, not a curated record
CUCUACUAGGCUCCUCUCUGGGGCAGUGUCACUCCCACUGGGCCAGCAAGCCGCUGGGCCUGCUGCUGGGGACAGAGAGGAAGGAUGAAGCCAUCCUGGCUGCAAUGUCGCAAAGUAACAGGCGCCGGGACGCUUGGGGCACCCCUGCCAGGGUCCCCUUCAGCAAGAGGAGCCGGUGCAGCCCGAAGGGCUUUGGUGGCCAGUCUCGGGGGCCGGGGCUGCAGAGCUCUGGCCACCUGCAGUGGUGGCGAGUACAAGACUCAUUUCGCAGCCUCUGUGGCCGACCCUGAGAGGUUCUGGGGUAAAGCUGCUGAACAGAUCAGUUGGUACAAGCCCUGGACCAAAACGCUAGAGAGCAGAUACCCGCCUUCCACUAGUUGGUUUGUGGAAGGGAUGCUUAAUAUUUGUUACAAUGCUAUUGAUCGUCACAUUGAAAAUGGCCAAGGGGAUAAGAUUGCUAUCAUCUAUGACAGUCCUGUUACAAACACUAAAGCAACUAUCACCUAUAAGGAAGUCUUGGAGCAGGUCUCUAAGCUGGCGGGUGUCUUGGUCAAUCAGGGUGUCAAGAAAGGUGACACUGUGGUCAUCUAUAUGCCCAUGAUCCCGCAAGCAAUAUAUACCAUGCUGGCAUGUGCAAGGAUAGGAGCCAUCCACAGCCUCAUAUUUGGAGGGUUUGCAUCCAAAGAACUAAGUACCCGCAUUGAUCAUGUAAAGCCCAAGCUGGUUGUUACAGCAUCAUUCGGCAUUGAACCUGGAAGAAAGGUAGAAUACGUCCCGCUUUUGGAAGAAGCAUUGAGAAUAGGACAACAUAGACCAGACAGGGUUCUCAUUUACAAUCGUCCAAAUAUGGAGAAAGUUCCUUUGAUGUCAGGCCGUGAUCUUGAUUGGGAAGAAGAAAUGGCAAAAGCCCAGUCGCAUGACUGUGUGCCUGUUGUCUCAGAGCACCCGUUGUACAUUCUCUACACAUCUGGAACAACUGGGCUGCCUAAGGGUGUGGUUAGACCUACUGGGGGAUAUGCUGUAAUGUUGAACUGGACAAUGUCUUCCAUAUAUGGCCUCAAACCUGGAGAGGUAUGGUGGGCAGCUUCUGAUUUAGGCUGGGUUGUCGGACAUUCCUAUAUUUGCUAUGGACCUCUUCUACAUGGAAACACAACAGUUUUAUACGAGGGAAAGCCUGUGGGAACACCAGAUGCCGGCGCUUAUUUCCGUGUGCUUGCAGAGCAUGGAGUGGCUGCCUUGUUUACAGCACCGACAGCAAUUAGAGCAAUCCGUCAACAGGACCCUGGGGCAGCCUUGGGGAAGCAGUACUCUUUGACAAGGUUCAAGACACUCUUUGUGGCAGGGGAAAGGUGUGAUGUGGAGACCCUAGAGUGGUCCAAAAAGGUCUUCAGAGUCCCUGUUCUAGACCAUUGGUGGCAAACAGAGACUGGAUCUCCAAUAACAGCAUCAUGUAUUGGACUGGGUAACUCCAAAACACCUCCACCAGGGCAGGCAGGACAAUGUGUUCCAGGCUACAAUGUUAUGAUUUUGGAUGACAACAUGCAAAAACUGAAGGCUCGAAGCUUAGGAAAUAUUGUGGUAAAAUUGCCGUUACCACCUGGGGCAUUUUCAGGACUCUGGAAGAAUCAGGAGGCUUUCAAGCAUUUAUACUUCGAGAAAUUUCCUGGAUACUAUGACACUAUGGAUGCUGGCUACAUGGAUGAAGAAGGCUACCUAUAUGUUAUGUCUCGCGUGGAUGACGUAAUAAAUGUUGCAGGCCACAGGAUUUCUGCAGGUGCUAUUGAGGAGUCUGUCCUCUCACAUGGCACUGUGGCUGACUGUGCUGUGGUUGGCAAGGAAGAUCCUUUGAAAGGUCAUGUCCCCUUAGCACUCUGCGUGUUGAAAAAAGAUAUAAAUGUAACAGAAGAACAAGUUCUGGAAGAAAUUGUGAAACAUGUUAGACAGAGCAUUGGCCCUGUGGCUGCAUUUCGAAAUGCAGUUUUUGUCAAACAGUUACCCAAAACGAGGUCGGGCAAAAUUCCACGGUCUACUCUGUCUGCCUUGGUCAAUGGCAAGCCUUAUAAGGUGACUCCUACUAUCGAGGACCCCAGCAUUUUUGGUCACAUAGAAGAAGUGCUGAGACAGACCUUGUGACUUUUACUGCCUGUUUCCAGUCAGUCUAACUUGAUUUUCUAGCUGGAUUUAAGUUGUUUAUUUUCCACAGAUAAACACUUGAAAAAAAUUCCUUAGAAGUCAAAUGUGAGCCUUAGAGUUAAAUUAGUCUAGUAGCCCCUGGAAGAGGCUGUAUUUUGUGUUGUGAUCCGAGCCAGUUUGCAUUGUCACUUCUUUCCUGUAACAUGGGUUAUUAUGUGGUAUCUCGAUUAUUAAGGAACAUGUCUUUUGUAUACGAUUUUAUAAAUUCGUGUGUCUUACAAACACAUUUUAAUAUAAAUUUAAUAUAAUAUAAACACACUUCCAGGAGAUAAGAAUUAGCCACAGUAUGAUAAAAAUCUAAAAUCAAAUCAUAGUCAGAAUAUAAUCUAAAAUGUUAUCAUGGAAACUCAAAUGUUGUUUAAUGUUUUUAAGAGGUCUACCUUGGUUUUAGGUAGUCAUGUAGACAGACCAUGUUGCCUAGCAACACAGGGCCCCAGGAUGGAGCACCAUUUCUAGGUUGUCUGUUACUGGGUAAGAGGAGGCAUGUGUCUGGCAGGGAAAGUGGAUAGCUUUCCACCACAACUUUUGUGGAGAGGCAGGCUCCUCAAAUCCCCUGCCACAGCUGAUUGUGUGUAUUGAUGCCUUCCGAUGACAUCAAGGAAAUGACAUAUAAUUGGAAUGGAGUAGCAAGAAGAAUGAUAUAGAGAAAUUGGAAAGUUUUCAUCUUUUUCUAAAAAUCAUAGACUUUCUGGAUAAUAUUGAGUCCUCCAUUAUUUUUUAUCCCCCCUUUUAUUUUGAAAAGGUCACAUGUUUCCUAGGUUGGCUCAUAUUUGCUAUGUAAAUGUGGCUGAUUUUGACACCCUGGUCCUCUUGCCUCUAACUCCUGGUUGCUGUGGUUAGAUGCAUGAACCCCCACAUUUACCUCCAUUCUCUUAAGGGACUGAACCUAGAACCUUGUGCAUUUUAGGCAAACACUCUUCCACUUAGCUAUACUCCAGCAUAUCAACAAUUUUACAGUGGAUCCUUGAGCCACAUAUCCCAGCAAGGGAUUUUAAGAACAAUAUGGAGACUUAAGUACAGAAAUCUUGUGUUCCUUCAAAGAGGCAGCCCCAUAGAAAUAUGGCUCAGGAGAGAGACUGAACUACAUUGCAAGAUCCUCUUGGUUCCAAGAGAACCCUAAAUAUCUGCUUUCACUGCAAGUUUUAACUUUGAAUGAAUGUUAACUCAUUAAAAAUUAUGCUGUAACAUCUAUUCCUGUCUAUACUCCAAUAUAAAGUGGUUGAACCUUUUCAAAAACUUGAAAAUGAGUCUUUCAUGAGGUUAUAGAAAUAUAUCCAUUAACUAGAAUGGAAAGAAAUAAUUAACUAGCUUAGAACUCUCCAUGUGCUAUCCAUCAGAGCAUGCAUUUAAAUCCUGUGUUCAUUGAAUCAUGAAGUGUUCUCCGAAUAAUUUCUCAAUUUUUCAGUUUCUGCAAAACAAUAUUAUGAUGAGCAUGAUAUCCUAACAGAAUACAUGAAAUGCUGGAGAAAAGUAACAUAUUAGAAUUUACUUGUCAUAAGAUUACGUGUAUCUUACAUAAAAGCUCUCUUUCCAGACCUGUUUGGACUGCUGCUUAGAUAGUAAGUGGCUUCUUAAAGGAAACCCUUUUUAUGAUAAAACUACUUUCUUCACUGAUAAAUCUGAAAACAAUUUCUUUACCAUCUUUAUUUUGAUAGCUUAAGUCAAACAACUGAAUAGACAUUUUAUAACUGGAAACUGUUGAGUUCCUUGAAUUUUCCAUUGUAUGUAUAAAUUUUAUACAUUAUCAAAAUUGUAGGGUUUACAAAUCAGUUAUUUUUAAUAUGUUAGCAUUACAAUACAGUUCAUUUUCCCCAUGUGAGUUGGAUAUAUUAACUGAAUUCAUCAUUUUUCAUUUGCAAGUUAUAAACUCAGGCAGUGCUAAGUAAGGAUUGGGCAAAGAUUUCAUCUUUGGACCAUUUGUAGAUGUUUCUCUUUAUCAGGUCUGAAGGGACACCUCAGCAAACAGGUUUGCAUUAUUUUCCAUUUGUGAGAAUCUAAAAACAAGCAAGCAAGCAAGCAAGCAAGCAAACCAAACAUAUGAAUCACAGCUUGGGAGGAACUGUUUCUUAUAUUUCAAUGAGGAACAUCUCCACUAGAGUCCAAAAACAGUGGUCACAUUCAUGUGACUAAAAUGAAGGAAUGAAAUAUACAACUUAGUCAUCAGACUGCUUAAAAUUUGGCGAGAAAAUUAAAUAACGUCCCAUUCUAAAUCUCACCAUGCUUUUAUUUGCCAAAUUGCUUCUAAAUUAUUUUGAAUUGAGUGUGUCUUUGAUAGCAAUAAUACAAUCUAAGAAAUGUGAGCAUACUUUAAUUUACCUAAAUGGAUUCUGUUUGAUCUUGUAUUUUAUGAAAUUUUUAAACUUGUAAGACAUUUGAGAAAUUAAAAUAAAACUACUUUUAGUACUUAAA